This is a messenger RNA of Sodiomyces alkalinus F11, 4871 nucleotides long. Its product is annotated as xanthine dehydrogenase. The transcript has 2 exons. Bases 349 to 4479 code for a protein of 1376 amino acids. NCBI's taxonomy places the organism in Eukaryota, Fungi, Ascomycota, Sordariomycetes, Glomerellales, Plectosphaerellaceae. The record is from RefSeq and is a predicted model, not a curated record. Gene Ontology annotation, molecular function: 2 iron, 2 sulfur cluster binding; iron ion binding; xanthine dehydrogenase activity.
CCUUUCUUCUACCAAACCUCACGAAACUCGGGAGUCACAACUUGACCUUUUUCGUUUUAUCUCCUGUUUCAAGACGCGGUUCGCCAAACCGAGGCAGUGUGAUUGCGGUCUACAACUGAUUAAGCUACCUUACCUUGGGUAGGGAGCUUAUCUAUAAUCUGCCCCGCCAUCUGACAAGAUACGAAUACCUACACGCAGUAGACGGUCGGCCCGACUCCUCUCGAUAUUUUCUUCUUUCUGUCCGUUUGAACUUCUGCGUUUCUGAGACUCUUGUCUUCCUUUCUAUUUUCUUCCCAUUACUUGUACCUUUCUUGGUCUCUCUGUGUCUCGGUGACUGCUGGGUGUAUUAUGGCGCCGGCUGCGGUCUCUCUUGAGAGGGAGAGGGAGAGGGAUGUUGGGGCGCUCUCUGCCCUUACCGCCACUUUCGACGACACAAUCCGCUUCUAUUUGAACGGCUCGAGGGUAGUUCUGGAGGACAUUGAUCCGGAGGUCACUCUUCUGGAAUACCUUAGGGGUAUUGGCCUCACCGGCACCAAGCUAGGCUGUGGCGAAGGAGGUUGUGGAGCAUGUACCGUCGUCGUUUCUCAGUUCAACCCGACAACCAAGAAGAUCUACCAUGCGAGCGUGAAUGCCUGUCUGGCGCCUUUAGUCAGUAUCGACGGCAAACAUGUUAUCACCGUCGAGGGCAUCGGGAACACCGAUAGCCCGCACCCGGCCCAGGAACGUAUCGCCAAGGGAAAUGGUAGCCAGUGCGGUUUCUGCACCCCAGGAAUCGUCAUGAGCCUGUACGCCCUGCUAAGAAACAACCCAUCGCCCAACGAAAGCGACGUAGAAGAAGCUUUCGACGGCAAUCUUUGCAGAUGCACCGGCUAUCGAUCCAUCCUCGACGCCGCCCAGACUUUCACCUCAAAAGAUAAGGGGUGCGGCCAGGCCACGGCCAACGGCGGUUCAGGUUGUUGUAUGGAGAAAGCGGAUGGUUCGGACGGCGAGAAGAACAGUGGCGGAUGCUGCAUGGACAAAGCGUCACUCGAUGACCAGCCCAUUAAGCGGUUCAACCCCCCGGGCUUCAUCGCAUACAACCCCGACACCGAACUCAUCUUCCCGCCGCAGCUCAAGAAGCACGAACUGCGGCCCCUCGCCUUCGGCAAUAAGCGGAAGAAGUGGUACCGCCCCGUCACCCUCGACCAGCUUCUGGCCAUCAAGAGCGUCUACCCCGACGCCAAGAUCAUCGGAGGGAGCACCGAGACUCAGAUCGAGAUCAAGUUCAAGGCCCUUCAGUACCCCGUGUCGGUCUUUGUGGGCGACAUUGCCGAACUUCGCCAGUACACUUUCCAUGACGAUCACCUCGACAUUGGCGGGAACGUGGUCCUGACCGAUCUCGAGUAUAUCUGCGAGGAGGCCGUCCAGCGUUACGGCCACGCCAAGGGUCAAAUAUUCGAAGCCAUCCACAAGCAGCUCAAAUACUUCGCCGGCAGGCAAAUCCGCAACGUCGGCACGCCCGCCGGCAACUUGGUGACCGCCUCCCCCAUUUCGGACCUGAACCCUGUGCUCUGGGCAGCCAAUGCUGUUCUGGUUGCCCGGUCAGAGAGCAAGGAGACGGAAAUCCCCACGUCUCAAUUCUUCACCGGCUACCGUCGGACGGCAUUACCACAGGACGCCAUUAUCGCGUCCAUCCGGAUCCCGAUUACGCAGUCCAAGAGCGAGUUCUUCCGCGCCUACAAGCAGGCGAAGCGGAAGGAUGACGAUAUUGCCAUCGUCACCGCUGCGCUGCGCGUCAAGCUCGACGACGGUGGCGUCGUCACCGAGGCCAACAUCGUGUACGGCGGUAUGGCCGCUAUGACGGUGGCGGCCCAGACGGCCAUGGGGUUCCUUGUCGGCAGGCGUUUCGCCGAGCUGGAGACCCUGGAAGGCACCAUGGGCGCGCUGGGUGCCGACUUUGACCUGCAGUUCAGCGUCCCCGGCGGCAUGGCGUCGUACCGCAAGGCCCUUGCCUUCAGCUUCUUUUACCGAUUCUACCACGACGUGCUCACCAACAUCGACGGCCAGAGUGACAUUGUCGACAAGGAAGCCAUCGACGAGAUUGAGCGGUCGCUGUCGGGCGGCUAUGAGGACAAGGACACUGCUGCGGCGUACGAGCAGGACGUCGUCGGCAAGUCCAACAACCACGCCGCCGCGUUGAAGCAGGUGACGGGAGAGGCCCAGUACACCGACGACAUCCCCCCGUUGAAGAACGAGCUGCAUGGGUGUUUCGUCUUGUCCACGAAGGCGCAUGCCAUCAUUAAAUCCAUCGACUACUCCGAGGCCCUCGAGGUCCCGGGGGUUGUCGACUGCAUCGACAAGAACGACGUUCCUUCGCCGGAGCAGAAUCGAUGGGGCGCGCCCAACUUUGACGAGGUAUUCUUCGCCGAGGACAAGGUGUACACGGCUGGGCAGCCCAUCGCCAUGAUCCUGGCGACGUCGCAGCUCCGGGCAGCCGAGGCGGCGCGCAAGGUCAAGAUCGAGUACGAAGAACUGCCGCCCAUCCUAUCCAUCGAGGAAGCCAUCGAAAAGGAGAGUUUCCACACGUAUUUCCGCGAGCUGAAGAACGGCGACACCGAGGAGGCGUUCCGUACUUGCGAUCACAUCUUCAGCGGCACCGCCAGGAUAGGCGGACAGGAGCACUUCUACCUCGAGACGCAGGCGGCCCUUGUGGUACCCAAGCCCGAGGACGGGGAGAUGGAGAUCUUCUCGAGCACGCAGAACGCCAACGAGACGCAGGUGUUCGCGGCCCGGAUGUGCGGCGUGCAGGCGAACAAGGUGGUCGUCCGCGUGAAGCGGCUCGGCGGCGGCUUCGGCGGGAAGGAGACGCGGUCGAUCCAGCUCAGCACGGCGCUCGCCCUGGCGGCCAAGAAAACGAAGCGGCCGGUGCGUUACAUGCUGACGCGGGAGGAGGACAUGGUCACGUCGGGCCAGCGGCAUCCCUUCCUGGGGCGGUGGAAGGUCGGGGUGAACAAGGACGGGAAGAUCCAGGCGCUGGACCUCGACGUGUUCAACAACGCAGGCUGGUCGUUCGAUCUCAGCGCCGCCGUGUGCGAGCGGGCCAUGUCGCAUUCGGACGGCUGCUACAAGAUCCCCAACGUGCACAUCCGCGGACGGCUGUGCAAGACCAACACCAUGUCCAACACGGCGUUCCGGGGCUUCGGAGGCCCGCAGGGCAUGUUCAUGGCGGAGACGUACAUGGAGGAGGUGGCCGACCGGCUCGGCAUGCCGGUGGAGAAGUUGCGCGAGAUCAACUUCUACAAGCCCAAGGAGAAGACGCACUUCAACCAGGUCAUGAACGACUGGCACGUGCCGCUGAUGUACCAGCAGGUCCUGGACGAGUCGGACUACGAGAUGCGGCGGGCGCUGGUCGACCAGUUCAACGCGGCGCACAAGUGGCGCAAGCGCGGGCUGGCGCUCAUCCCGACCAAGUUCGGCAUCUCGUUCACGGCGCUGUUCCUGAACCAGGCGGGCGCGCUGGUGCACAUCUACCACGACGGGUCGGUGCUGGUGGCGCACGGGGGCACGGAGAUGGGGCAGGGCCUGCACACCAAGAUGACGCAGAUCGCGGCGCAGGCGCUGCAGGUGCCGCUGGACAACGUGUUCAUCUCGGAGACGGCCACCAACACGGUGGCCAACGCGUCGUCGACGGCGGCGUCGGCGUCGUCGGACCUCAACGGGUACGCCAUCUACAACGCGUGCCAGCAGAUCAACGAGCGGCUCGCGCCCUACCGGGAGAAGCUGGGACCGGGGGCGACGAUGAAGGAGCUGGCGCACGCGGCGUACUUUGACCGGGUGAACCUGUCGGCGCAGGGGUUCUACAAGACGCCGGAGAUCGGGUACGUGUGGGGCGAGAACCGGGGCAAGAUGUUCUUCUACUUCACGCAGGGGGUGGCGGCGGCGGAGGUGGAGGUGGACACGCUGACGGGGUCGUGGACGUGCGUGCGGGCCGACAUCAAGAUGGACGUGGGGCGGUCGAUCAACCCCGCCAUCGACUACGGGCAGAUCCAGGGCGCGUUCGUGCAAGGGAUGGGCCUGUUCACGAUGGAGGAGUCGCUGUGGCUGCGCAACGGGCCCAUGGCGGGCACGCUGUUCACGAGGGGCCCGGGGGCGUACAAGAUCCCCGGGUUCCGGGACAUUCCGCAGGCGUUCAACGUGACGCUGCUCAAGGGCGUCGAGUGGGAGGAGCUCCGGACGAUUCAGCGGAGCCGGGGCAUCGGGGAGCCGCCGCUGUUCCUGGGCAGCUCGGUCUUCUUCGCGAUCCGGGACGCGCUUAAGGCGUCGCGGAAGCAGCACGGGGUGGAGGCGACGGUGGGGCGGGACGAGGCGGGCGACGGGUUGCUGAGGCUGGAGAGCCCGGCGACGCCGGAACGGAUCAGGCUGAGCUGCGAGGAUCCCAUUAUGAGGGCGGCGCGCGUGGUGCCGAAGGAGGGGGAGAAGAGUUUCUUUGUGGCGAUAUGAUGAUGCUGGGUGUUUCCGUUAUGGUUCGCGUUGGGCAUCUCAUCUGUGUAUGGGUUUGAACCAGGGCGCUUUUAUGAUUUGACGAUACUUGAAUUAAGGUAGGUAUAUGAUUGUUCGAACCGAGCCUCCGUUGAUGUGAUGAGUACAGGUAAGGUACUUCGUAGAGCGGAGGUAAUUAUGUCUUAUGGCUCGUUGCAUGGGCGACGGGUCGAGGCAUGAUAUUAUAUGUACUCUGCAGGUAGCUCCGCUAAAAUAUUCGGAUGGCCUUCUUAGUACGUACCUUGGGUACUUCGUUGAGUUAGCUGCAGGUACUCACUAACAUAGGUACCUCAUAUGCCGACCUGCAAGCUAAGGUACCUGUACACUUUAAGAUUGCAAAUGUGAAUUCAGGC